AUGCAACGUCUAGCUGAUUAUUUCCUUGUGGUCGGUUAUGAUCACGACGAAGAACGAGGUGGCCGUUCAUGUGGUAAAAUUAUUCAACGUUUUCCUGAUAAAGAUUGGCCGGAUUGUCCAUUUAAUCCACGCAUCAUACACUUCUGUCAACCACAAGGUUGGGUUCUAACACCCAAACAUGAAUUGCCCACGUUUUUCAUAUCGAUUCUAACUGAUCUUGAUGGUUUGAGACAUUAUUGCGCUUGUUUAACAUUUCAUCAAACUCUUCUACCAACAACGCCAACUACAACAAUCAAUACUUUGUUGAAUAAGAACAACAUCUGUAGUGAUGAAGCGGAUGAUACAGCUUUUCUUCUACCGAAAACACAAAUGUACGCACCAAAAUGUCUGUUGCUUACGUCAAAACUGGAUUGUUUCGAAGCAUUUCGCAACUGUUUGGGAAUCAUCUAUACCGCAUAUGUCGAGCCUUCGUCAGAUAUUCGAAUCGAAACGCUUGUUGGUAAUAUUCUCGGAAGUGUCAAUGUUCCACCACCAGGUGGACACGCUCUUCGCUUUUCAAUCGGUGCUGAUGACCGGCAAGUGAUACAACCGCCAGCUAGUCCUACCGUACCUUGUACUGGUCUAUCUGUAUAUAACCUUUUUAAAGAACUAGGAAUUGAUCAUGUUGUCACAAUAUUUUGUGCUGCAUUGUCAGAUAUUAAAAUUUUAUUCUUUUCGAAAAGUUAUUGGAAAUUAACUGAAGCUUGUAAAGCCGUGGAAUCUCUUCUCUUUCCACUAAAAUACUGUUAUACUUUCAUCCCAGUGCUUCCAUUUGAUCUAAUCGAAGUACUCGAUGCACCAACUCCUUUCAUAAUCGGUGUUCACUCAGAUCAAAAACUUCAAGCAUUAAUUAAUUUCGAUGGCUUAUGGAUCGAUUUGGAUGGUGCUAGUGUCCACUUAACAGAGAAUGUGAAACUUGCACCGAUGCCUGAAACACCUUACAAUCGUGUGCUCAGUUCAUUGUUUCAGAUUCUGAAACCUGAUAUUCAUGCAGCUGAUUUAGCCUUUCCAUUAAAUGGUCGAAUGAAUAUGAAAACUGAUAGUGGAAGUCAAUUAGUAGCUGAUUAUCCGAAAUAUAAAGAUGAAACAAACAGAGAUAAACAGAUUCGCUCGAUAUUCAUUCGUCUGUUUGCAGAAUUAUUUGCUGGUUAUCGUUCGUGUUUAUUAAUAAUUCGUAUUAAUCCUAAACCAGUGAUUUCAUUUCAUAAAGCAAGUUUUCUCGGUCAUCAUCGUUUAGUUAAUGAUGAGUUUAUGUUACGUGUACUCGAUUCGAUGUCAUUUCAUAAAUUUAUUGAAGAACGCGGUCCACCAUUUCGAUCACAUGAUAUUUUUGACGAUGUCUAUGCAGUGAUCUACGAGCAAUUAAAACGUGAGAAAGAUCCAAUUACAACACAAAAUUACUCGGCUGUUUUCGAGCACAUCAAAGAAUUAGCCAAUCAACUUCUUUUGAAUGAAAAUCCUUCGCCACAACAAACAUAUACGCAAAAAGUUCCUCAGCCAUCUCAAGCGAGUUGUAUUCGAGAUAAUUUACCCGAAUUUCCGCAUCUAAACAAAGAAUUAGUCAAUGCAGCGAUCAAAGAAGGACUUAAAAAGCAGCAAAACAGCAGGCCAUAUUCUGCACGAGUUAGUCAACCGUGUAUCGUUAAAUUGGGUACGCCCAUCCAAGCGCUCAAUGGCCGAACUGAUAUAUCUCAAUCGGCGCGACGAUUAGAAGUAUUAAAACAAUGCGUCAGUUUCAUUUUCAGUGAUAAAAUAGCCGAAGCGAGAAAGACAAGUGGUGCAGUAUUCUAUUCAAUUAAAAGUCAUGAAGAUGCACGUAUUGCUUUGUGUAAUGAAUUAGCAUCGUAUAAAAAACAGAAUAAACCAAGAUUGAACAAUCAACAAUUCGAAAUGAUUGCUAAUCUACUGAAUUGUGCUCUUGAAGCAAGUUCGUCGAUUGAUGAACAUGGUAUUGCUUAUAUGAUAUUAACUCUAGCGACCACAUUUCAUCGUAAAUUGAGUGAAGAAGCGACACAGUUCAUCUAUACAGAUAUUCAACGUCAUGCGGUAUGGGCGAAUAUGCAAUUUUGGGAAAUGUCGUUCUAUUCGGAUGUUCAGCUACAAAUACGAAAUCUAUAUUUGUCACACGAAGAUCAUAAUUCGAAUAAUAAUAAUAAUGAUAAUUCAGCUGUGACAGACACAUUGUCCAUUUCAUCAGCCGAAACGGUUACACAACAUGGAUCUACAACGUUAACGAAUACCAUAGAUUCGUCAUUUGAGAAUUCUAUUCAUCAGAAUGGCACGACAAUACACGAUAAAACAGCAUUGGAAAUAGCUGCUGAACAAAUGCGUCUUUACUCACAAAAAACGCCGGAAGAACAACGAAGUAUCGAAGAUCUUGAAGAACAAACACUCUACGCACUUGCAAUUCACUACAUUCAAUUGAUGGUUUAUAUGAAACUUCCACUGGAUAUCUCGUCAUCGUCAAAUAUUCGCCAUUCAAUCUAUAAUCCUGUUCCGCAUAGUACAGGUGGUGAUGCCGACAGUUUGACAAGCGAUUUCUACCAUAGUUCAAAUGAUCCGUUCAAUGUCAGAGAUCCAGAUGAAACAUCUACAGUUGGUUCACACGAUAGCGGUCAUGGUUUUGAUUUGAAUAAUGAUGAUCAAGUCACCGAUCUCGUUCUUAGUUUUGUUCGCAAAUUUGUCGAUAAAGUUUGUGAUGAAAGCGGUGUCAAUGCUACACAUAAAAAUAGUCUUCAUACAAAACUCUAUCAAACUGUUCAAAUUCAAAUUGAAGUUUUGGAAAAAGUCUAUCGCGAAACUCGACGAGUGGCACCAAUGCCAAAACCAUUAUUGCCGCGUUUCGUCACAAUUCCAGAACUGUUUGAACAUGAAGAAUCCAUUGCAUUGCGCUCAUAUCUUUUACCUGAUGGUCGCGAUGAAUUUUUCAUUGGACAACAUUCAUUAUUACCAGCAGAAGGCGCUUUAAUCAUGACGAAUUAUCGAUUAAUAUUCAAAGGUCGUCCAGUCAAUCCGGCAAUCGCUAAUGAUUAUCUGAUUGUUCGAUCGUUUCCGAUUUCAUCAUUAAUUCGCGAAAAGAAACUGUCCGGUCAGUUUCGAUUGGAUAAUUCCAAUAUUUGUCUACACAAUGGUAUUCAAUUACGAUCAGCAACAUUUCAAUUAAUAAAAGUUUUCUUCGAUGAUGAAGUACUCGUUGAGGAUGUUGAAAGAUUUCGCGCCAAACUUGUCGAAAAACGCUAUCCCGAAUCCGUUUUUCAAACAUUUUGUUUUUCGAUCUACAGCGAUUACAAUCCUGUGAUUAGUAAACAGAAAGAUGGAACACUCAAAAAAUAUGGUCGAUAUGCGCGGAAUGUUCUACGUAAGAAAGGUCUUAUACCACCGAAAGAAUUAACAUCACACCAAAAUAUUACACUCAAAUCAAAUGGUUCAAGUAAUACAGGUGGUUUGAAAACAUUGAAUGGUUCAACACGACAUCAACAGAAUCUACUGAUUCGUACACCUGAACCAGCAAGACGAAGUUUAACUUUAGCAAACGCUCGUUCGCCGAAAUCGUUAACUUUACAAAAUAGUAACGAUCGAUCACUUGGCGGAAUAUCAACAUUGACAACACCAUCGACCAUUCAUGAAUGUGAUGAAGGCGUCAUGGGAAAUAAUAGUGAUGAUGAAGAUGAGGAUCGACUAUCGUCUGCAAUCGAUGAUACUAAUAAUUAUGCAACGAUAUCAAAUGAAACGAAGAGUCUCGAACGCUUUACUGAUAGUUUUGUAUAUAAAGAUUUCGUUCGACAAGGUUUAAUUGUUACGACAUUUGGAGCGUCACGUUCGACUAUUCGCACAUCAACUGUCACAUCAUUAACAUCGAACAUAUCAUCGCCUGCUUUGUCGAGUGUCAAUGAGAAUAACACCAAUGGUAACGGACAAUCGAUCGGAAACCCAAGCAACGGUAAUAAUAAUAAUGGCAUGAAUAUGACAAUCGCAGGAGGAACAAAUACAACGCCAACGAUGAGUGCAUUCAUGGGCACAAGCGAUGAUGUUUUCCGAAUUUCACAUAUUAAUCGAAAUUUUGGUUUUUGUCGAAGUUAUCCAUUGGUCUUGGUUUUACCAAAAGACAUUCUUGAUGAAAGUUUGAAAAAAGUUGCUCGAUGUCAUAAACUUCAACGAGUACCUGUCAUUGUUUGGCGUAAUCCACGUACAAAAUCUCUUCUAUUACGUGGCUCUGCUUUCUGUAACAAAGGCUUUAUCAAUCUUCUUGUUAAAGGCCCACAAACUAAUACAAGUUCAUCGAGCGACACAAACGCAAGCAUCGAACAAGAACGUUAUUUUGAUGCUAUUGUCAAAUUAACCCCAACGAAAAUGCCAUUCUCAGCCGAUUUAGGUGAUGGUGAUGAACCAGAAUCCAUCGACAUCACACCCUUAUCAGUUCGUAAGACCACACAUCAUUCAGCGACAAAUCGUUUGCAGAAUCUACUCCCCAGUCGCGUUCUUUACGAUCGUCCACGAACAACGAGCGUGAACAUUCAUUCAAAUAUGGAUACGCUACCUCGAAGUGACACGGCUAGUUAUACAUCAAUGAAUUCACCAACACCAUCAGCAACAGCAGCAAAUGGCGGAACAGGUGGCACAAAUGGUUUAUCAAGUUUUGAUAUUGAUUUCAAUGAAUCUAUUUUACAAGUACAUAAACGAUCGCCGCUUUAUAUCAUCGGUGAUCGAGCCCAGCAUCGUACUGGUCGACUAGAACAAUUUCAAAAUUAUUGUUUUCUUCCAUUAGAAUUUCAUGAUGUUAGUCAAAUAAAGACCAGUUUCAAGAAGAUGACACGAGCAUGCGUGCCUAGUAUGUCCGCUCAAACAUCCAAUGGUCAUGCUAAUCACAAUGGCACAGAUAUUUCAUCGGUUACAUUACCGAAUUCAAUGUCAUUCUAUAAACUGAUCGAAGAGUCACGAUGGCUCUAUCAAUUACAAAAAAUCUUAAUGAUCAGUGUAUAUAUUGUUCAAUUUAUCGAAGAUCAUGCAUCGUCCGUCAUGAUUUGUGUGGAAGAUGGUUGGGACACUGCUUCUCAACUUGUUUCUAUUAGUGAAUUGUUACUUGAUCCAUACUAUCGAACAUUUGAAGGCUUUCAAACCUUGAUUGAACGAGAAUGGUUUGCAUUCGGACAUCGCUUUUCACAUCGAUCAAAUCAAACAGCAGCGAAUAAGACUGGCUUUGCACCUGUAUUUCUUCAGUUUCUCGAUCUUGUUCAUCAAAUCUGGAGUCAGUUUCCAACCGAGUUUGAAUUUAAUGAAUACUAUCUUCGUUUCCUUGCUUAUCAUCAUUUAUCCAAUCGUUUCAAAAAUUUCAUGUUGGAUUGUGACUGCGAACGUAAAAAAGAUCGCAACUGGUAUGUGGACACGACUCGUGAUCCUCUCGCCGAAGAGAUCAGUGGUAAAUUGAAUGAAUAUUCUAUCGAAAACGUCGUUCUCCUUCUUGUAGGUUUAUAUCGAUGUAAUACAAUCAAUAUUUGGGAUUAUGUCAGUAAAAUUAAUCGAGAAUGCUCAAGAUUCUAUAAUUUUCUAUAUUCGCCAAGCACUGAAAGUUGUGUUCUUCGUCCAUCGUACAAAAUGUAUUCAUUGGAUAUAUGGGAUUUUUAUCUAAGUGAAACAUUGGAGACAGGCUGUCCGUAUGAUCUCGAUAUCGCCUUAGCUGAACAUGAUGAACACUUGAAUGAUGCAGAACUUCGACAACGUAGUAAAUGCCUAUCCGCUGUAUAUGAUGAUAUCAGUAUUUGUUUACCAGACUUCUUCAAUGAAAUUGUUUCGGAAAUGUCCAAUACAUUAGCACAUACGAAUGGAGAUUCAUGGAAAACCUACUGGGAUAAAAUCGAAAAGCCUGAACGUGAAAAAGUACAACGUCUAUCCAUGCAAGAUGAAGCUUACAAACGAAUGAAUUCUACACCACAUUAUCUUCACCCACAACGUUCGCUUUCCUCAUCGAUUUCAUCAUCACGUACAUCAUCUAUGUAUGGCUCGCAUACAUAUGAGCUAACACAAUUUUCAUCGCCACAAAUCUGCGAUACUUGUGACGAGAUUAUUGAUUCGAAGAAGUCGACUUUAGACGGAAUACGUGCAUUACAAUGCCGUGAAUGCUCAAACGUUUGUCACGAAAAAUGCCGAUCGAUUGCCUCAUGUCGACCAUGUCGACGAAUCGGUACAAGCGGCCCAUCUGAUUCUCAAAUUGUUGUUAACUCAACUCGUUUUGAAACAGGCAGUGUUACAGGUGUCUACGAUCAUCAUGGUUUAUCACAUUCGUUUACAUCAUCGGGUGUCACGGGAAAUAAUUCUGGUCCACAACAUCGAACGCAUGAGGGUUAUUUACGAAAACGAGGCCAUCUAUUAAAACAAUGGAAAGAACGUUGGUUUGUUCUGGAUUCUGUACGGCAUGAGCUUCGAUAUUAUGAUAGCAGCGAUGAUCAAACCGCCAAAGGUGUUAUUCUUCUAGCUGACGCGGUUGAAAUACUUCCUUAUACAGGUCCAUUUCCUAAUGCAUUGAGACGAUUCGAUAGUCGAGCAGCUUUCGAGUUACAUACGAAUCGUCGCAUCUAUAAUUUUAUUGCUGCUACCCCUCAAGAUGCUCAAACAUGGACCGACAAAAUCAAAUCAUGUCUUCUGGAUUCUUAG
This is a messenger RNA of Adineta ricciae, 6687 nucleotides long. NCBI's taxonomy places the organism in Eukaryota, Metazoa, Rotifera, Eurotatoria, Adinetida, Adinetidae. The record is from the annotation of a GenBank genome assembly.